Seminavis robusta is the source of this 2313-nucleotide messenger RNA. The record is from the annotation of a GenBank genome assembly. Lineage: Eukaryota; Bacillariophyta; Bacillariophyceae; Naviculales; Naviculaceae.
UCCCGGCCACCUCUGAAGACUUGUUGGAGUUGUUACACUGCAUGAUAUAAGAUGGCAACGACGAUCCGACGUAGUAAUAACAAUGACGGAUUGAACGUUGGCAAUGGCACUGGAUUUCGGAUUCCUCCUGUGGUAAUAGUGAUAGUGUUGAGUUUGUGUUGGAAUAUCUUCAAGGCCCAAAUCAAGAAUUGGUAUGCUUCUACCGGUACUGCCACUAGUAGAUCUAGUAGUAGUGGGAAUGAUGAUGGUAUCACGUUGACCGAUUUGUUGGCAUCAGGACAAGUGAUUCCAUCUUCAUCUUCUUUAGAUGUUAUUAGUAGUGGUGGUCUGUUAGUGCAAUCCAAUUUUGUGCAAGACCCAGACUUGCUAGAGCAGUUCCGAAAUCCUCAACUGUGGGAAUCCUGUGUGUCCAAGUCUCAACAGAAUCAAUGCCAAUGGCUGGAUUUGGGUGCCACGCCAUCGUCAGUGUGGGAAGAAAUGGCCAUUCGAAUUUGGAACAGUCAUCCCACCAUCUUAUCCAAAAAAAGAGAUAGCGAUAGCGAUACUAGCGAUACCAAGGUAGAACUGGCGGGGUACGAGUACUGGUGCAACAUUAUCCGCCCUCACAAUCCACUCGAAUGGCACGUCGACAAGGACGAAGUCGAAUUUGAACUAUCGGAAAUGACAAAUCUCAAGACGCCCUACAUGGGUGCCGUCUGGUACGGAUACCCGCAUCAAAUGGCACCAUCAGGCGAAGGAUAUCUAGAAGUGCUGUCGUAUGAUCCCUACCAAAUUCCAGAUCCUACCGAGUUGGCAGAUCUACCCCAUCAUGUCGAACGCAUUCGCCCACACUACAAUCGACUCGUCUUUCUCAAUGUGUCACAAUGGCAUCGAGUCACACCCAUUACCAGUGGUGCUAGAUAUACACUGGCCGUCAAUGUAUGGACGCAACGGCCACGGGAACCGCCGGAAACUACUACAAGUACAGCAACAGCAACAUGAGGCUGGCAGUCAAAAGUUUGAAGACAUGAUUAUGCAUAGAUGGGGCAAAAAGCUGGAAGGAAGUUUCCAUCGUCUACUAGCUAGGUAUUGAUUGCCCGGGUUUCGUCAGUCAACCAUCAAUCGCACUAGCUAGGUUACAUGUAAACAAUCCCAAUGGUUUUGUGCAGCCCGCUCAGUAUUGCUCUGCUCUGAACCAAUAGCUACGGUACAGUACCAGUAGCUGGCUAGCCUACUAGCUAGUACCGUAUAUUGACGGGUUGGCUAGGUCCCCUCUCGUUUCGAGAGAAUGCAAUCAUGCAACCACGGAGCAGACAGCACCCAGUCCAGCCAGAGACUUUUCACAUCAUAUUAUGGAAGCAUCCUCCUUGACUCAGCCACUUGGCUGGUGAACGAAAAAGGGCUCGAAUCGAAUGCACACUGCACGGACAUGAUCAUGGUUCGGUUUGGGAAAUGAAGCUCCCUCCCUGUAACCCCUCUGACUGCAUACGCCUCACUCUAGUACGGUACUGCCUUGCUAUCGUAUGAAGGAGAGCCCCAACUGGUAGCCAUCCCUAUGUCUUGCACUAUGGGGUUGGUCCAGUCACCGCCACCCUUCAGCGCGAUGUCAGAAACCACUUGUGACAGGGCGGGCAAAAGAACGCUUCAAGCUUCAACAAGUCGCUCCGAUCAUGCCCGCCACAUCGAUUGCGUUCCAGCCGCGGACCACUCUCUAUCUAGUGUUGUUUUGGGUUGCUUCUAGUCAACCGGUAGACAGAUGCUGAUAAGCAGAUGCUGUCUUGCAAACAGAACAGGGAUCAAACGCAAGAUCCCGUUCCGAGAGAGAGCAGAAAGACCGGACAGAGAGCAAAUUGGGCCAGCUGAGUCGAGUCCAAACUUGUUUGCUCGACUGUGACUCGAUCGUCGAUCGAAAAUAGCAACCACAUACCGGUACAUGUAGACUCGGAUGCUAGCUACAUGUGCUACCGUUGAGAAUGCCCGCAGCCAUCAUUAAAUUUUGCUAUUAGUGGUAUGCAUGUCUAGUCUGUCAUCAGAUUCUAUAUAUGGACACUUGUACCGUAGUGAUCGGUACCGGUGGCUAUAGCUACUAGCUAGCUAGCAAGAAACCAGCUCAAAUGCGGCAGCCUUUCCUCCUUGGCAUGGACCAUGCAUCCACCGAGAUUUUCGUUGCCUUGGCGAUGGUGACCAUUCCUGCUCACUCUGUUCUAGCUAGCUAAAGAUUGAGCAAUACAGCUCGCCACUUGCUAUUGUACCGUAUGGUCGAUUGCUUGCUCCUUCAGCCAGCCAACAAGGCUUCUUCAGUAGUCUAGUAGUCUAGUUUACGUUAUGCCAUGA